Molecule: messenger RNA, 3195 nt
Organism: Hirsutella rhossiliensis
Lineage: Eukaryota; Fungi; Ascomycota; Sordariomycetes; Hypocreales; Ophiocordycipitaceae
Product: PIF1 protein
Exons: 8
Coding region: 1-3195 (1064 amino acids)
Source: RefSeq, a predicted model, not a curated record
AUGCACCUCCACGGCCGGCUCGGCUGCGAGCACGCGUACCCCGACGAGCUCAAGGGCCUCACGCCGGUCGAGGAGAAGCUGAUCUCGCUCAACUCGUGCUACGGCUUCGUGACGAGGUAUAGCAUCCCCGGCGGGCAGAGGCAGAGCGUGAGUCCGGUUAUGGACGAGAUCCAUGUCUCGUGGCAGGGGGCCGAGAAGCCGGGGCCACGCGACCUGUCGGGCCUCCUGUCGGUAAGGCGGCGGGCGGUCGAGAGGGCGCUCGUCUGGCUUAAGGAGAACAACCCGCUCUACGGCGAGGUCGAGAUCGACGUGGCGGAGAUGGAGAGCUGGGGGGCGCCGCCGCACGGGGUGCCGUCGGUGGUAUGCGAGCGCCUGGAGCGAAACGAGCCGUCAGCGCGGGAGAGGACGCGGACCGCGCAGGUGGUGCCGCCGACGGAGCGGGCCAUGGACGACGAGGGCGCGGUCGAGAUCGAGGAGAUCCUCGUCAUGUUAAGCCAGGGGCGGGAUCCCGCGGAGAGGAGUCGCGACGUCAGGCCCACGUGCGACGACGAAGAGGACGGCGCUAGGCCCGAAGAGGGCGGGGAAGUAAUCAACGAGGUGACGUCGUCCGGCAUGUUCCCGCUCGACGGGCCGCCAGGGGUGGCGGACGCCGAGAAGAUUCGCUUCGCCCGCGACGCCGUCGGGCCCGACGGAGCGCGCGCCCGCGCAGGCCCGAGGACGUGGGUGGGGACGGCGGCCGGAGGGGCGGCGCGCGGCGGCGAUGGCGACAAGUACGAGCCCUAUAUCCAGGUACGGCGCGGCAACGAGUUCGCCGACUCGGCGGACGCCUCCUUCUUCGCCAAGACCUUCCCGACGCUAUUUCCCUUUGGCGUGGGGCCGAGGCUCGCCGACGAGGCCGCUACCCGUGGAAGCGAGACUACCGGGUGGCGGGGCCGGGCUGCCGAGGCGGAGCGGGUCGCGGAGGGCCUCACGUCGACCCGGAACAUGAACCUCCAAGCAUGGGCCGACGUCGUGCUACGGCGCCACGGCGGCCGGUUCGCGACGCAUCCCAUCUUCGCCUUCCUAGUGUUUAAUAUGGGAUACGGGGUGCCGGCCAUUUGGUUCACGCUAAACCCGAACGAUAUUACGAACCCGGUAAAGCUACGGCUGGCGGCGUACCGCGCCCGCGACCCCGAAGCGGCCGAGGCCUUCCUAAGAGAGCUAGGGACUGCGUAUAAGCGGGUGCGGCUGGCGAUAGCGGACCCGAUGAGCGCGGCCGUCUUCUUUCACCGGGAGAUAAAGCUCUUCUUCGAGCAUUACGUCGACGUCGGGGACGAGUCGGUGUUCGGGCACGUCGGGGCGUACUACGGGGCGGUAGAGACGAACGAACGAGGUGCUCUCCACCUCCACGGGCUUCUCUGGCUAAAGGGCAAUGCGCGCCUCGGCGAGGCGCUGGCCGGCGCCGGCGGCGAGGAGCAGGCAGCGUACCGGGAGCGAAUAAUCCGCUACGUAGACAGCGUCUUCUCCGAGGAGCUAGACGCAGAAGGGCACCACGCUGUGCAGGCGGAGCGGUCGAUCACGGCGCACAUGUCGUCGUGGCUUGACGACGUCGAGCGCUUAACGGACGCGUUCGACGAGGAGGCCAACUUCUGCGCCGGCGCGACGCAGGUCCACACGCAUAGCGCGACCUGCGUCAAGUACUCGCUCGCGGGGGCCGGUCGUAAGGGCGACCUCUGCCGUUUUAAGGCGCCCUGGAGGCUAGUAGAGAGGACGGCGCUCACGGCGGACGGCGUGCUGGAGAUCCGGCGGACACAUAGCAUGGUGAACCGGUGGAACAAGGCGAUGGCGGUAGGGCUGCGGCACAACCACGACAUCUCGUUCAUCGCGACGCAGCGCAAGACCAUGGCCCUGAUCUACUACAUCACCAACUAUGCGACUAAGGUCGAGGUGAUCGCCGACCUCCUGGGGUAUCCCGCGGAGUUUUGCAGCGGCGCGGCGUGGGCGUACGUGAACACGAACCAGCUCUACUGGGCCGUCUUCCGCCAGUGGCGGCACCUCCGACUGGCGAGCGGGGUAGAGGCGACGGCGAGCGACGCGCCGGACGAGACGGUCGUCGUCGAGGAGGCGGGGCCGAGGAUCUCCUUCAUCGAGGCCUACCGGCAUAGAGGCGGGCUCCUAGGGCCUCUGUCUCUACGACUACGCGUCGCUCACGGCCGGGUAAGGGGCGAGCGUACGCCUGACGGGUACCUCAGUAAGGAGUUCGGCGAGGAAGACGAGGAGUCAUGUCAUCGGAGGGCGGCGGUGCAGCAUCUAGCGCUGUUCGUGCCGUGGGAGGCAUUCGUCUGCGAGGAGACGGGCGACAUCAACGACAUCUGGGCGCGGGGCGGGCGGCGCUGGCGCCGAGGAUCGCGCGGCUCGCGGACAACGUACAGCUGCUCCGGCGGUCGGCGGAGGACGCCAAGCGCGACGCCAGGCAAUGGGCCGCUACGACCGAGGAGGGCGAGCCGGCGGCGGCGGCACGCGCCAACGAGGGCGCGGAGGAGGCGGCCGAGGGGCGGGCAGGUGUACCGCGCCGGCGGCGCAGGCGACGCGGCGCGGCUCAUCGACGUUGUCCGGAACGCCGCCGGCGCGGGCCAGGUAACGGCGCGGUCGGCGGAGCUGCUGGCGAUGACGCAGCAGCUCUGCCGGUUUCAGCAGUCGGCGCUCGUCGGCGGCCGAGCUCGAUGCGACGGUGGUGGCGGGCGAGGCGGGGCCGAGGCGGAGCAGGUAAGAGCCAUCAAGUCGCAGCAGAGGAGCGCCGCGCGGGAGCGGGGGGGCGAUCCAAGGAAUCAGGGCGGCGCGGCGGCGUCGGCGCCCGGGGCCGACCGAGGUGCGGCGCUACGCGGGGUGAUGGGCGGCUUCGGCGAGGACGACGUCGAGGUGACGGCAGCGGACGCCGACGCGGGGAUGCGUGUGCGGCUCGGCCCGUCGAGCUCGUUUGUCGCCGCCGGCAGGGAGCUAGCGGGCCGGCUAACGCUUAACGAGAAGCAGUCGAUCGCCCUCCUCAUCAUAUGCCGCCAGCUCGAUCAGGCCCGGCAGGGCGGCGACGCCGGCGACAGCGGCGACGCCGGCCAGCUCUGUCUAUUCGUCGGCGGCGAGGGCGGUACCGGCAAGUCGCGCGUCAUUGAGGCGCUCGUCGAGCUGUUCGCCCAGAGGACCUAUCGAGCCAGCUACUAA